AUGCUGAAAUGGGCAAUUGAGCUAAAUGCAUUUGAUAUCUCAUACGAGCCUCGAAAAGCUAUCAAGGGACAAGCAUUUGCUGAUUUCAUUGCAGAAAUGACGAGGCCGAAUUUUGAAAAGAAUGUGACGACUCGCUGGACAGUCUAUGUAGAUGGCUCGUCAACCCAGAACGGGUGUGGAGCCGGCAUAAUAUGUCAGUCUCCUGAAGGAGACAAGUAUGAAUAUGCCAUGAGAUUCAACUUCCAAACUUCCAACAAUGAAGCAGAGUAUGAGGCUUUGUUAGCCGGUAUAAAAAUGUGCAAAGCCGCUGGAGCUCAAGAGAUACUCGCCUUCUCUGACUCUCAGCUCAUUGUGAGCCAAGUAUGUGGGGACUAUGAGGCAAGGGACCCUAACAUGAUCAAAUAUAUGCAGGCAGUGCAUCAAGAAGUAGAACAUCUAAAGAGCUUCGAAGCUAAGCAGAUUCCCAGAACGGAGAACAAUCAGGCCGAUGCCCUGUCGAAACUAGCUAGCUCGGCUUCUUGUGAUACUCCGCGUCACGUGUUUUGGGAAGUGAAGGAUAAGCGAAGUAUUGAGCAGGAAUUGUGCGCUCCUAUAGUAGCUGUCCUGGAUCGGUCGUCAACAUGGAUGGACCCUAUCAUUGCUUACAAAAUGGACGGUACGCUUCCAGACGAUUCAAGUCUGGCCACCAAAAUACAAAAGAAGAGUUCUUGGUCCCACAUUGGAGGACGAGCCCUAGCAGAGAAAGCUUUGCGAACUGGUUAUUACUGGCCCACUUUGAGAGAAGACGCCCUAGCCAUGGUGCAAAAAUGUGACAAGUGCCAACGGUUUGCUCAUCUCAUCCACAGGUCGGCCCAGCCACUCACUCCUAUUAUGAGUCCCAUUCCGUUUGCCAAGUGGGGGAUGGACCUGUUAGGGCCAUAUACAGCGGCCCCUGGAGGCCGGCGCUAUGUGAUAGUUGCUGUUGAUUACUUUACCAAGUGGGUUGAAGCAGAAGCUCUCAAGAACAUAAAGACAAGUGAUUUUGAGACGCCUAAACUGAAGGAGUGGUUAGCAGAUCACGGCAUACACAGCUGUUUUGCCUCAGUAGGACGACCUCAAGCCAAUGGCCAAGUCGAAGCAUUUAACAAGAUCAUCUCUGAGGGGAUAAAGAAGAAACUAGAUGAGGCCAAGGGUCUAUGGGCUGAUGAGCUGCCAAACGUCUUGUGGGCCAUCCGCACCAUGGCCAAAAACUCAACCGGCGAAACCCCAUUCCUGUUAGCCUAUGGUGCGGAGGCCGUGUUGCCCAUAGAAGUGUGUGAACCUACACUAAGAGUCAUGCUAUAUGACGAGAAUGCCAACUGGGAAAUGAUAAAGCUGGCCCUUGACUUUUUACCUGAAGUGAGAGGAAAUGCAGCAUUGAGGCAACAACUGUACAAGAUAAGGAUGACAACGGCCGCUAAUGGUCCUAAUGGAGUAGUAGUCUCUCUUGUAACCGGCUAA
Spinacia oleracea (spinach) is the source of this 1479-nucleotide messenger RNA. RefSeq lists its product as uncharacterized. Gene Ontology annotation, biological process: DNA integration. The transcript is spliced from 4 exons. The record is from RefSeq and is a predicted model, not a curated record. Lineage: Eukaryota; Viridiplantae; Streptophyta; Magnoliopsida; Caryophyllales; Amaranthaceae. The coding region runs from base 1 to 1479 and encodes 492 amino acids. Gene Ontology annotation, molecular function: nucleic acid binding; RNA-DNA hybrid ribonuclease activity.